Messenger RNA from Leptidea sinapis, 5619 nucleotides. It is a transcript of the gene frj, whose product is annotated as lysophospholipid acyltransferase 7-like. The transcript has 8 exons. Gene Ontology annotation, biological process: phosphatidylinositol biosynthetic process; lipid modification. Gene Ontology annotation, cellular component: mitochondria-associated endoplasmic reticulum membrane contact site; membrane. The record is from RefSeq and is a predicted model, not a curated record. The coding region runs from base 117 to 1607 and encodes 496 amino acids. Lineage: Eukaryota; Metazoa; Arthropoda; Insecta; Lepidoptera; Pieridae. Gene Ontology annotation, molecular function: lysophospholipid acyltransferase activity.
ACCCUUUAGCGAGCUAUGUUUUGUUUUGUAUCUAAAAAUUAUUUAGAAAUAUUAUUAUUUAUUAUGUAUAGUAGUUAAUUUUUGAUUGUCUGUUCAGUACUCACAACUCAGUAAUAAUGUGGGCUUUUGUACAAAAAAACAAAAAUGACAUAAUUUAUUUAUCAUUACUUCUGUUUAGUGUUCUAAUUGGACCUUAUUACAGAAAACUUAGAACAGAAGAAGCCAAAAAGUGGGCUGGUACAAUUUUAGGGAUAGCGUUGAUCAUUAUUGUAUCUGGCUAUAGUGCAAUACAUCCCAUUUGUUCUGCUUUAAUAGGUGUUAUUAUUAUAAAAGUAACCACAAUUAGAUAUUGUCAUGUUGCCACAUUCUUUUUCAUGUUUGCAUACCUAUUUUUCUUUCGAUUUGCUGAUAAAUUUGGCUUCAGACUAUCAUCGGGACAGACUAACCUUAUACAAAUGAUAAUUGUAUUAAGAGUUAUCGGAGUUGCAUUUGAGAUGAAUGGGUCUUGGUUAGCUGUAGUAAACCCAAAAAAGAAAGGGAAUGAGGAGAUAAGUAAAAUAAAUGAUAGAGAUGAAGAAUUCAUAGAAUUGAUAAAUCCUAACAUAAUUGAUCUUGUUCAUUAUUCAUUUAAUUAUAUUGGGUUGCUUACAGGCCCAUACUACAGAUACAGAACAUUUAAUGAUUUUUUCCACUUACCCUACAGUAAAUAUGUUGACUGUCUUGGUUUCACCAUAAAUACCUUGAAAAUUGUUCCACUAUACAUAUCACUAUAUUUGGCGUUUUCACAUAUUUGGCCAUUAGAGUAUGUUCUUACCGAAGAUCACAACAAUAGGAGUUUCCUGUACAGAAUGAUGUAUCCAUGGGUUUUAUUUGCCGCAUUCCGUCAGCGCAUCUAUUCUGGAAUGACCUUAGCUGAGAGUGUUUGCACAUCGGCUGGGCUUGGGGCCUAUCCAGUUCAGGGUCGAAAUAGAACAGGACAUGGGCCUACUGUUGGUUAUAUGAAAUUAAAAAAUAUGUCUGAUGAGGAAGCUAAGAAAGCUGAAUAUGAUUUUAAAACUGUUGAGUCUAUGGAGGUGUGGGGUUGUGAGACGGUUGUUACAUUGAGAGAUUCCAUGAAGGUAUGGAACAAGGCCGUGCAGUACUGGGUUGCUAUGGUGGUUUACAAGAGAUUUCCAAUCAAGCCGCUCAAGAUUCAUGCCGCAUUGUUUGUGUCAGUGAUAUGGCAUGGCUAUCACGCUGGAUAUUUCUUUUGUAUCUACUUCUGUCCGUUUUAUUUGAUGGCUGAAGAUAUUUAUUAUAAACUCUACUAUAAGGAAGCCACAGGAUUGAAAAAGAAGAUUAUCGGUUUCAUCAUGUGGUUUUUAAGAUCUCACUCAGAAUCAUACCAAGCGGCAGCAUUCCUACUUCUUACAUUCGAUCGGAUCUGGAUAUACUAUAGCUCAGUGUACCACUAUUGGUAUGGCGUAUGGCUAGCGUUUUUAGUAAUAGGUCACGGAUUAUACCAUCUUCACAAAACCAAUAGACCAAAAAAGCCAAGAGAAACUGAAAACAUUGAGGAAAGAAAACUCACCUCCUAUUCAAUUUUUUUGAUAUUUUAUCAAGGAUAAAUCCUAUCAUGGUAUCAAAUGCAGUAAGGUGAUUAGUGAGGCAUAUAAACUUAUGCAUUGGAGUCAACAGUAAACAUUUUGAGCAAUUUAUUAGUUAGGUAAAAGUGAGAUAUGAAAAGUAUAUUCUAGAAUUUUUCUAUUUGCUUUCAUUUUUAAUUGUAAAGUUUGAUCCUUAUCAGCAACAGAGUCCAUUGGUUCAAUAAUACAUGAUGUAUUUUUUUUUUAACUAUUCGGGUAGAUUUCCGUCAUAAGUUCAAAAAAAUUUAAUAAAUUAAAUAUGCAGUUAUUGGUUUCUUAUAAAUCGAGGGCAUAACUCCUUUCAAGACUUUCCUCUAAGUCUCGUAGUUUCCGACUUGGCCAUCACCGCCCUUCUCAAAAAACCAUCAUGUAUCUAUAUAUUUCCGUAGUAAUCGUAAUAAUGGUUGUAAUAUUUCUCGUUACGUAGAACGUACCUAAUCACGACUAAGCCAAUGUUGCGGAACUGAUGCACAAGCGCGUUAGCUGCGUGUCACUUCUAAUUGUAAGUUAUAUUUUUUAUUCCGUGUGACACAAACUGUAUAUAAUCACAAAUUUUAUCGAUUUCAUUUCAAGUUGCUCACUUCAGCUUAACUGAGUUUGCAGGACAUCCUUUGAAAAUGAAUUAUCAGAAUAAAAACAAAUAUGCACUAGGAGAUAAAAUAAAAACUCAAUUUUGUUAAAAACAGCACAUAUAUUCAUUUAUUAACACAUAUAAUUAUUAUUAACAACUAUUUGUUAGUGGAGAGACAUCACAUAAUAUUAAUUAUACACAUAUCGUUGUUAUUGUAUCACAUUCUUGAUGUAUAGGUGAGUCAGGUACGUGAAAAUCACUGUCGCACUGAAACGGAACAUACAAUUGCUAUAAUCACAAUUUAGUUAAUAAUUCUUAACAAAAAUAUGACACAUUAAAUGCUUAGGCCUAAGGUCCACGGAGGCGGUACGAUACUCCGUGGACUACGAUAUAUUCCUUGCAGUAAUAAAACAUAAAAAUGAAUAGUAUAGUACAUUUAAAAUGCAUCUAGGAAACAAGACUUAGAUAAAUAUAAAAAAGUGUGUGUACUUAUGUAUGCACGCAAGAAGUUAUACUUCUAUGGCGUAACAAAGCAAAAAUCCUUAAAAUUAUUUAUUCCUUGUGCUAUUCUACGUUUGUAGAAAGAAUAAUUUUGUAAAAAUCUUGCAAUGAUGGAUUUGACAAUUAAUUAAUAAAAACCGAAUACGGCUGUACGGGCUUGAACCCUUUGCCUAUUCUAACAAUGGAAGAAGAAACCAAAAAAAAAAAAAGUCGCAAACGUCAGAUAGGUACCAACUUCACCCUGUUACUUUUGUGGUACAGUGACGCGCGCGAAUCUUAAAUUUCACUCUCGCGCACUUUCACGCGCCCAAAGAAGUAUAACUUCAAUAACAAAAUUUAAAUCUGCUUGAUCGGUCGGGUGAAUAUUCAUUGGAAGUAAAUUUUAUAUGAUAUUUUAUCGAGAACGAGGUUUAAGGUUAAUUUGCACAUUUCAAACAACAAAAAGCAUCAGGAUCUUUUUAUUAACAGACAUUUGUGUUUGCCAGAACAUGACGCCGAUUGAAAUGGCUCAUGAUCAAAGAUGCGAAUGCUCUGCGGACUAGUGCGUAAACAAUAACCGAAUUCGGUCCGAGAUUUCUAGACCUGUAUUUUCACGGGUACGUAUCGGACUCUGAUCGGAAGUAGUGCGAAAGCGCUCUAACAGUUCUAAGUUUUAACUGAAAUAACAGCAGUGAUAAUGUACUUUGUGUAUAUCAAAAGAAUAACAAUAGAAGUUAUGUUAGAUAUAUACACUUUUCAUAUUUAUAUACAACUUUUUAUUACCAACAAAUUAAGAUAAUUUAAGUAAGAACAGAUAAGGCAUGUCUUUGAGGUAGGUACAUAAAUAAGAGAAUGUUUUGAUAACUUUACAUAAUUACAAAAAUAUUAUAAAGAAGUUAGGAGAAGUGGACUUUAUUGUAAUUGUAACCGGUUAACUUUUUUUUUAAAGAAAAUAGCCCAGUGCAAGAAUGAGCAAUACGUCAAAUAAAGUGUUCUCAGUCUCCUUGUACUUAUGAGGUACUGGUUUAAGACUCAACAAUAAAUAAUAUUCACAUGAGAUUAGGUAGGUACUGUUAUUUGAGUAUUUUUCGCUUUCCAUGCGUUUAUGAUUUGGAAACAACUUUAAAGUACAUGUUAGUGUGUAUCAUACUUGGAAUAGACGACCUGGCAGCUUGACAAGGCGUGAUCAAAUUCAGAAUACUAAGUGUGGCUGACUGGUUACGACCUGUCAAUCAAAAUCGGUUACAGUAACAGUAGAUUCGCUUACCUUUUCUAUCUUGCUGUAUCUCCAUUAGGGAUGUUCUCCUGUCUCGCUUUUUAGCUAGUAUAUUGAUAGUUUAUGGUCGGUAUAUUAUUUAAUUCUAUCAAUUUUGUUUGCAGACGUCCUAUGCAAAACUACUUUGCACAAUAAGCAACAACGAAAUAUAAUCGAUUAUUUGAUUGCGAAGCUAUUUUAACGAAUCUUAGGCCAGGAUACUACAGGCAUAUGAAAUGUUGUUAAUAUCAUAAAAAUGCGUGUAUAAACUAGUUAUAGAUACAUUAUUGAAGCGCUGGUAACGAUUAUUUAAAAGGGGGCCAUCAUAGCAGAAUUCUGAGGCUUGCUUUUCACUUUAUGAUCAAGUUAUAGAAAAGCUAUUCUGUCACCAUGUUAACCAAAUCACUGUUAAUACACUUGUUUACUCUCAGAUGAAUUAUUAGAAAGUCUUAGUACAGAUUGACUCUACCGUGACAUAGGAGUCAGAGUUAAUGUUAACCAGAAUUUUAUUUGGUACGGUGGAUUAGUAAGCAUAGUUAUACCCGGGACUUAACUAAGUAAAUGUUAUUGUUAUAUGACAUUACUGCGCUUUGGCGCGCAUCAAAUUACUCGAACUUUUAAAUGCUGUCGUCGUCAAUUGAUUUAUUUAAGGUAACUCAUUAAUUACAAUAUUACUGAAUAAUCCUGUGACAUAACAUAUAAAUUAGCUUUCUUAGAUACACUAUACUUUAAAAGAACAUCUAUGGAAAAAUAACCCUAACUAAAUAUCUCUUCAAUUAUUUGAGAAAGCAAUUUGGGAAUCUUUAUGUACCUAAAACAUUUUUGAAAUCAAAACCUCUUUGGGUACUCAGAUUGCUUUAUUUUGUGAGGAAUGAAUGAUACUUAGCCGUCACGUUCAGACAUGAAACGCUCGAGCCAACUAAGGAAGACUCGCUCGGUGAGUAUAUCGUAUUAUGGACCUCGCUUUGUAAAUAAUUUUGUACAAAUUGUGUUUUAAUAAUACUCAAAGAGGUUUUGACUUCAAAAAAUAUUACAGAUAAAUAAAUACAUAAAUAUUCCUAAUGUGCUUUCUCAAAUAAUUGAAGACAUAUUUAGUUAGGGUUAUAUUUCCAUAGAUGUCCUUUUAAAGUAUAGUGUAUCUAAGAAAGCUUAUUUAUAUGUUAUGUCACAGAAUUAUUCAGUAAUAUUGUAAAUUAAUGGGGAAAGUGAUACGGUUAUAUUCAUUAGAAAAUUAUAUUAAAACCCUAAACCAAUUGAUGACAAUAGCAUUUAAAAGUUCGUGUAAUUUGAGAGGUACUAAAUGCUCGCCAUCGCGCAGUGACGUCAUAUAACAACAUUUACUUAGUUUAGUUGCGGUUAGAACUUUAAUGCUUAGAGUAAGUUCUCUAAAUACUAGUCACUCAAUAUGGACUAGUGCAAUAUUUCACACGAUAGGAUUGCUCGCGAAGUGAAUAUAGCAACAAACGAUGCACUUAUCUUGCGUGACCUCGCUAGUGAUUCACAGCGAGUCUUUGAGUAAGGUAGUGUCGGUGGCAGUCAUUUUAAGUUUUCAACGCGGUCUGAUGCAGUUUUUCGGUAAGUUUUGUAAGAUUAUUGCAGCUAUAUUGACACUAGUUGUAUUGUAAUUAUUUAUAUUCUGAAAACGUUAUAAUGUUAGCAGUUAUUGCCGCCAGCAGUAUCUAACGUUA